AAAGAUAAAUCAAAAACUGCUUUACAUUAUAAAAAUGCUUCAAAGAAAGGAAAUUGUACUGCAAUGUUUUAUUUGGGUUGGUGUUAUGAAAAGGGUUUCGGUGUGGUAAAAGAUUAUGAUCAAGCAAUGAAUUUAUAUGAAAAGGCUGAUAAAAAUGGAAAUUUAUUGGCAUUUUAUUCCUCGGAUAGGCUACAAAGAAAGAUUAAUAAAAGUGCGUCACAACCACCAUCUGAACCUUCGGUAUCAUCACCACAAUCGGAUUCUCAGGAGGAGGAAACAGAUUCUGUUUCAUCACAG
This is a messenger RNA of Racocetra persica, 297 nucleotides long. NCBI's taxonomy places the organism in Eukaryota, Fungi, Glomeromycota, Glomeromycetes, Diversisporales, Gigasporaceae. The record is from the annotation of a GenBank genome assembly.